GACUACUAUAUAGGUACCGUUUCGAUACGUUGGGAGUUGCAAGUUUGCGGAACAGAACAAAAGAUCGAGGAGCCAUGGGGGAAAACAAGUUGGUGCUCCUUCCCUCGCCCGCCGUGGGCCACAUCAUCACCAUGGUGGAGAUGGGCAAACUGCUAUUUCGUCGCCACUCCGACACCUCCGCUGCCCACUUCUCCAUCACCAUCCUCCUCCCUGGCCCCGCUUCCGCCCCUGCCGUCGACGCCUGCAUCAAAUCCGUCGAGGCGUCCGGCCUCGACAUCGAAUUUCGGCGGCUUCCGCGCGUCGAUCCACCCACCGAUAACGACGGCCCAGAGGACUUCACGUCCCUCCUCAUGCAGAAGCUCAUGCCCCACGUGAAAUACGCCGUCGCCGACAUACAGCGUCUCUCCGCCGCCCCCGUGGCGGCGCUGAUCGUUGAUUUUUUUGCCACCGGGGCGCUAGAUUUCACCCGAGAGCUCGGCGUGCCUUGCUACGUAUACUUCACCACCAGUGCUGCCUUCCUUGCGCUCAUGCUUUAUUUACCAACUCUUCACGAGAAUUUCCCCAUGGAGUUCGAGGAAAUGGAGGAAGCGGUGCAUAUACCGGGCGUGUGCCCCAUUCUGCCGCUUUCGAUGCCGGCACCGUUCAUGAGCAAGAAGAGCGGGAGAUACACCUGCUUCGUGCACCACGGCCGGCGCUUCUGCGAGCUCGACGGCAUCAUCAUCAACACCUUCGCCGAGCUCCAGCCUGAGACAUUGCGGGCCGUGGAAAAGGGGCUCUGCGUGCCAGGCCGCUGGAUGCCGCCGGUGUUCCCAGUGGGCCCCGUGCUCGCGAGCCACGUGGACGGCGGCGGCGCUUCGAAUGGUCGACUACGGAGACACGAGUGCCUGGCGUGGCUUGACGAGCAGCCGGCAGGGUCGGUGGUAUUCCUCUGCUUCGGGAGCAGAGGAAGCUUCGAGGCAGCGCAGGUUGCGGAGAUGGCGAAGGGGCUAGAGCGGAGCGGGCACCGGUUCCUAUGGGCGCUGCGCGUGGCGAGUCUGAAGGAGGCGGAACUUGUGAUGCGGCAGCCUGAAGAGCCGUCGAGGCUGGAGGAGGUGCUUCCGAAGGGGUUCACGGAGAGGACAAAGGGGAGGGGGAUGGUGUUGGCGUCGUGGGCGCCACAGGCGGACAUACUGGCGCACCUGGCAGUGAGGGGAUUUGUGACGCACUGCGGGUGGAAUUCAUGCCUGGAGAGCUUGUGGUUUGGGGUGCCAAUGUUAGGGUGGCCGCUGUACGCUGAGCAGCACCUGAACGCAGUAGUGAUGGCGGAGGACAUAGGGGUGGCGCUGCGGCUGGAAGUGGAGAGGGAGAAGGGAAACUGGGUGGGGGCGGAGGAGUUGGAGAGAGGGGUGGGGAGGUUGAUGGGGGAGGGGGAGGAAGGGAGGAGGGUGAGAGCGAAGGCGAAGGAGAUGAUGGCGGCCAGUAGGAGGGCCGGGGAGGAAGGUGGUUCUUCCUUCGUUACCAUGAAAAAGCUGUUGGUGGAACUACUCACCAAGAGGGCACCAUGACAUUCUGUGAUAAUGUAUUAUUAAUAAAAAAGAAGCAAUUUUCUUC
This is a messenger RNA of Zingiber officinale, 1590 nucleotides long. Its product is annotated as anthocyanidin 3-O-glucosyltransferase 2-like. Bases 75 to 1544 code for a protein of 489 amino acids. Gene Ontology annotation, molecular function: UDP-glycosyltransferase activity. Lineage: Eukaryota; Viridiplantae; Streptophyta; Magnoliopsida; Zingiberales; Zingiberaceae. The record is from RefSeq and is a predicted model, not a curated record. The transcript has a single exon.